This is a messenger RNA of Drosophila bipectinata, 465 nucleotides long. RefSeq lists its product as uncharacterized. The record is from RefSeq and is a predicted model, not a curated record. NCBI's taxonomy places the organism in Eukaryota, Metazoa, Arthropoda, Insecta, Diptera, Drosophilidae.
AUGGUUUAUGGCACCACACUACGGGUGCCAGGCGGAUUUUUUGCACCGGACACACAAAAACACACUGAGUCCGAGUUCACCGAGGCUCUUCAAAAAACCAUGUCUCAACUGCCAACCACUAAGCCAGUGCACCAUCAUACACCGCAAGAAUUUGUGCACCCGGACCUAAACCAUUGUACCCACGUCUUCGUUCGAGUGGAUCGAGUGAAAACCCCGUUGGAAGCAAACUACGAGGGUCCUUUCGAAGUGGUAACAAAACACGAAAAAUAUUUUACACUCAAGGGCCACACAAAGGACAACAAGGUUUCCAUCGAUCGACUUAAACCAGCUUACAUCUUCAAAGACGUACCGCCUCCAACACAGGAGCAGACGACAGCGCCAACUGCUCAGACACUCGAGAAAGUGUCAAGAUCAGGACGACAAAUCAGAUUCCCAGCAAAGUAUCUUUCCCAACUGGAACUCUAG